Funneliformis mosseae is the source of this 297-nucleotide messenger RNA. NCBI's taxonomy places the organism in Eukaryota, Fungi, Glomeromycota, Glomeromycetes, Glomerales, Glomeraceae. The record is from the annotation of a GenBank genome assembly.
AUGUCACCUGAUGGUUCAAUGUCCCAACCACCCUUACUCCAAGUAACACUUUCACCCGAAGUUCCUGUCGCUGGACUAAAGGAUAAAGUUACGAUUUCCGGAAAAUUUGCGGAAGAUAUCACCGAAACUAAAUUUCCUGCUUGUACUGGAAGUGGAUGUUCAAUUAAAGCUGGUGACCAGUAUGCCAAAACGGUGGAAAUUCAAGCACCAGGCAGUAUACCUCAUUUGUCUUUUAUGAUGAUUGCUAUGGGUAAUUCAAAUACUGAUGUUAUAGGCUGUGCAUAUGCCGAAGUUUAA